UUUAGCCCACCGUCUCCAGAAAUGAAAAGGCUGAUGUGAGAGGAAUCAACUCACCAAAUAGAGAAUAAUUUAACUCACAAAUUCUAGUAAAUAUGUUGCUUCAAGCCGUAGAAUUCAAGCUGCAGGAGAUUUUACAGAUGGGGUUGUCGUAAAAGUGGACACAUGGAAGCCUAACGGAGUGUUAGCUGAAUUAUUUUGUUUUGAAAUGUUUUGUUGUAUUUUGUCUCACUCGAGAAACCAGACGAAUGCAAGGCAAAAAAGAAUGCAACAUUACCCUCUAUGGACUUCUAAAAAAACAAAACAAGUUUUGACUUCAGUGGUAGAGCAGCUGACAGACGAGCAGAAAAAUGAGUUCAAGGCAGCCUUUGACAUCUUUGUCCAGGAUGCAGAGGAUGGCUGCAUCAGCACCAAGGAGCUGGGCAAGGUGAUGAGGAUGCUGGGGCAGAACCCCACCCCAGAGGAGCUGCAAGAGAUGAUCGACGAGGUGGAUGAAGACGGCAGUGGGACGGUGGACUUUGACGAGUUCCUGGUGAUGAUGGUGAGGUGCAUGAAAGACGACAGCAAAGGAAAGACAGAGGAGGAACUGGCAGACCUCUUCCGCAUGUUUGACAAGAAUGCGGACGGCUACAUAGACCUGGAGGAGCUGAAGGUAAUGCUGGAGGCCACGGGGGAGGCCAUCACUGAGGACGACAUCGAGGAGCUCAUGAAGGACGGGGACAAGAACAACGACGGGAAAAUCGACUAUGACGAGUUCUUGGAGUUUAUGAAAGGAGUAGAAUAAACAGCAUCAAGAGAAGACAGAGUCCCCCGACACUUAGUGGUAUUUUUCUAUUUCUCUUCGACGUCGUAGACAUCUACGGAAAACCGGAGGUUGCCUUUUGGAUGUCAUCGGCAGAACUUCUGAACGACUUUGCAAGACUUAGUUCAAUAAUCUGAUUGCUUAUGUUUUUGUUUUUUUUAUAACUUUUUACAAUUUCUUGCAUUGUUGUAAGUACUGUUUGUAACUUGUUCCGGGGCCCAUAUACUGCGUUGGAGUAAAUGUAACCAACCAGAACACUCACAAUAACAACUCACAUAUUGCUUCAGUUUGCCUACUUGAACUAUGCAUUAUUGUUUCAUUUCAAAUGCAUAUGAUUUUUUUGCAGUGCCACAAACAGUUUACAAAUCUCUUAUUUUUCCAAGUUGCUGAUGUUGUGCUGCCGGACACAAUGCUGUUUGAAAUACAUCCUUUUUGGCAUAGGACAGUACAUCUGUCCCUGUAAGUCUCUGUAAUUAUACCCUACUUUGAUUAGCCCAUUAGUAGUCCGAACAUACAUUGAAAUGCAGUGUAGACACAGUGGCAUAAUGCACCGGUUGUAUGUUUAACAGAUUCCCUCGGGACCGUUUAGUCUGCUGGAGAGCCCGUGGUGGAUGUACACACCAUUACGUCUGCUUAGAAUGUACCUUCAAGUAAUAAACGUGUUCGCCAAAGCAA
This is a messenger RNA of Salvelinus fontinalis (brook trout), 1474 nucleotides long. RefSeq names its product troponin C, slow skeletal and cardiac muscles. Gene Ontology annotation, molecular function: calcium ion binding. NCBI's taxonomy places the organism in Eukaryota, Metazoa, Chordata, Actinopteri, Salmoniformes, Salmonidae. Gene Ontology annotation, cellular component: myosin II complex. Bases 206 to 781 code for a protein of 191 amino acids. The record is from RefSeq and is a predicted model, not a curated record. The transcript is spliced from 6 exons.